UUACUCGUACUCACAGCGUACUUACUCUAAAUCCGCCCUUUCGAGAUCACACUACCCAGCAUGCAAAGCGGCUCGUCGGUGUAUUUAUGAAGUAACAAAAAUGGCUGGCGACAUUUGGGAAUUUAGUUGUGGAUGGUCGACCUGUUGCUUCCUUUUAUUAGCUGUCUUCCAUACGAGUCAAGGAUAUCACUGUCACCCAGAUUGGUGUAACUACAAUGAAUAUUGCUGUGGGGAUGAUGUUUGCUGUGAUUACCUGGUUGGCUAUUGGUAUUACUGGCUUAUUGGUGGUAUAGUGAUAUUCUCUACAAUAAUGCUUUGCUACUGGGUGCGUUACAGAAGGAAUCAUUCAGUUGAGUGUACCCUUGGAAAGCCGCUCACUGGGAGGUAUAUCACAUAUGGAAUGACAGAUUAUGGGAAGCCAAAAUACCACCCUCAGCAGCCACCAGGAUAUGUCUACCCUAGGGGCCCCACAGAAAUGCGGUACAUCUCUACAGAUGCCAAGGGAACAAUUCCAUUGUUGCGCGAGGAGGAAAGGAUCCAGAGAGGUGCAGCUAGGGAUGGCCAUCCUCCUUAUGAGAGGAAAACUCCAACAGCUCCUCCCUAUGGGGAUUAAAAUGUUAGUAAAGUAAUUAUUUAUUUUGAUUGGAUAGGUUAUUAGAUAAUAUUAUAACAGUGGUACCACCUCUCUCAAAUACUGUUGUAGAAGUGUCUGUGCCAUGCGCCAGGGGUAAUGAAAAUAAUAUAAUUAUAGCAUGUAUACACUCAAUUCUUAUAAUGCUGCACUCAAGAUGCUUAUGUAUGUGAUACCAAUAAAGUAAUGUGGGUUACAA
Messenger RNA from Nematostella vectensis (starlet sea anemone), 830 nucleotides. RefSeq lists its product as uncharacterized. The record is from RefSeq and is a predicted model, not a curated record. Lineage: Eukaryota; Metazoa; Cnidaria; Anthozoa; Actiniaria; Edwardsiidae. The transcript has 4 exons. Bases 101 to 613 code for a protein of 170 amino acids.